Messenger RNA from Didymodactylos carnosus, 1191 nucleotides. The record is from the annotation of a GenBank genome assembly. NCBI's taxonomy places the organism in Eukaryota, Metazoa, Rotifera, Eurotatoria, Philodinida, Philodinidae.
AUGACAUUAUCUUCUUCUGCAGCAAAACGUUCUAACGGUUGUCGGUUGACAUCAUUACCUAGUGAUUUUGAUCUGAAAUCAGAAAUGAGCAAUGUUUUACUCGAUCCUUCUGUACAAAAACAAUUAGCUGAUAUAUUUUUAUUAGACAGUAAUGAUUCUGUGAAUAACAGUGCGUUAGCCAGUGAUGACAAAAUUACAUCGACAUCAACAAAUGAUAUAAAUGACAUAACCGUGCCGGAUAGUAAUCCGCAAUCAGUGAUAAUCAUGUCCAGAAACGAACAUGAACACGAACAAGGAGAACGCAAUCCUACAACACGUUUACCGUCACCCAUUCGGAAAUCGGUGUCAAAAUAUGUUAAAUGUGGAUUAUCACAAACACAAAUUAAAUCAUCAUUAGUUCAAGAUCAUCCCAAUGCUCCAAUAACGGAAACAAAGUUAAUCAAUUUAGUGUCGUACGAACGUCGAAAGGAUAGACCAGAGAUCUUUUCAGUUUUCGAUUUACAAAACUGGUGUAACGAACAUAAUGAAGAUAUAAAUAAUAUUUUCGUAUUGUUUACCACAAAACAAUUAUUCCAACAGAUUCGUCUCACAACAUAUCUGCAAGUUGAUGCCACAUACAAAAUUACGUGGAAUGAAUUGCCACUUCUGGUUUUUGGAUCAACGGAUGCCAAUCGUCAUUUCAAGCCGUUUGGUGUAGCAUUAAUUUCUCAUGAUGAGAAUGCCAAAUGUUAUAACCAAUUAUUUACAUCAAUUAAUGCGUUAGCCGUGCAAGAAUUCACUCAGCCAUGUUUAAUUAAUCACGUGAUGGCGGAUGGAGCAUUAGGUAUGCCACAACUAUUUUUCAUCUUUUAUCUUCACAUAUUCCGUUUAUUAUUCAGGUAUCACAAGUUCUCAACAGACAGUGUUUCCACACAGUCGUCGUAUGAUGUGCUGGUUCCACAUGAUCCAAAAAUGCCGAUUACAUCGCAAUUUAGUCACAAAAGAACAGUGGAUGAUGUGUUCAAUCGUGGUAUAGAUUUACUAAUACAAAAAUGGAGUGCCACUCCAGCUACGAAGAAGUUUUCGGAUUACUUCGUUGAUCAAUGGAUAACAAAAUUACCCUAUUGGUACGAGGGUGCUGCGUUUGGUAAACCAUCCACGAAUAAUGGUUGUGAAUCGAUGAAUGCCAUUAUAAAAAUAUACACUGCGUAA